This is a messenger RNA of Hemicordylus capensis (graceful crag lizard), 6338 nucleotides long. RefSeq names its product ST18 C2H2C-type zinc finger transcription factor (gene ST18). The transcript has 24 exons. Gene Ontology annotation, cellular component: nucleus. Gene Ontology annotation, biological process: regulation of transcription by RNA polymerase II. The record is from RefSeq and is a predicted model, not a curated record. Bases 139 to 3705 code for a protein of 1188 amino acids. Gene Ontology annotation, molecular function: RNA polymerase II cis-regulatory region sequence-specific DNA binding; zinc ion binding; DNA-binding transcription factor activity, RNA polymerase II-specific. Lineage: Eukaryota; Metazoa; Chordata; Lepidosauria; Squamata; Cordylidae.
CCAAAUUUGUUUGAGACCCUUCCAGGCAACAAUGCUUAGGAUCACAGCUUAAGUGACUUCAGUCCUCUCCCUGCUUCCCCUGCCCCACCCCAUUGCUAUUGGCAUGUGGAGGUGUUCUAAUGAAAACUGGCUGCCAGAAUGGACAUAAAUUGGAUGAGCUUUAAUAAUGUGAUAGCAUGCUCUUGGGGAAUCCAAGACCUAAGAGGGCCCUUUUGUACCAAGCUUGACAGGAUGUUUUUCAUGGAAUGUGACCUUGCUGCAAAACCGGAGAAAAUAAUAAAGAAAUGGGAUCCAUCUGUCUGUGUCAAUCUUGAAAAUACUGAAACGAAAGGGAAAGCUGUGAAUAAACCAACAAAUGAAAGAGUCAGUGAUCUGCUGGCCAGCUAUACCAACUUCCCAGGUAAAGAGAAUGAAUUUUGGGAUUAUCUGUUAAGUCAGACAAGAGAUUUUGGUCCGAGAGACGGAUUUGGUCAUUUGGACUGUGGCCAUAAUUUUGCUCCGAAGCAAGCAAAGAUGGAUGCAGAUGGUGAAGAUAAAAAGCUGCGCACACGCACAAGAGGAACCAAGGCACACGUGGAUUCGAUAGCACAGGAGCUCAGUGCCUACAAAAGCUCCAUGGCCAAGAAGAGGAAAGCUGAAGAACAGAUUUCAGGCGUUCCAGUCAAUAAAAGGAAGUCUUUGCUGAUGAAACCCCGUCACUACAGUCCCAGUGCAGAAGGCAAAGGAGAAAACGAGGACAAGGCAGAACUGCAGGAUGACGACAGCAACAUCCACAAGACAGAAGAAAGCACUAUGAUACCAGCAAAAGGGACUUCUCAUGUGGAUGUGCAAGAAAGUACUCAUCAAAAGGAUGAUUACACUAGCUACCAGGACCUAAUGACCAAAUCUUUAAUGCAUUUUGGAAAAAUGGCAAAAGAUGUAUCAAAUCAUCCAGAAGAUGAUAAACUAAAUGACAGUGGGAGCCAAUCCUUAAACAUCAAAAACUGCCGUGUUGAUGAAUGUUAUAUGAUUGAAACAACAGUAGGAAAAGACAGAAUUGGUGUUUCAGAUUCGCAGUACUGUUCCUCUGAGGACAAUGAAAGUAGUUCUGAAAUUCUGGACAAUGAAUGGGAUAGUUCCUCAAACUUAUCUGAAGAGACAAGCAUAAAAUUUCCCCUAAAUAAAAAAUACAUUAUAGGAUGUAAUCAGCAAGACGUCGUAAAAAUACCAGGAGUCAAAACCGAAGACACAGAUUUUGAUAAAUCUGAAUCUGUUUGUGACUCAGAAAAAGGGCUUCAGGAAUCACAGGACUCACACACUGAACCUUUCAGCAACAGAAUCCAGAAUCCAUUUCCAGACAGUGAGGAAGAUGAAUGCCUGUCAGAAAAUACGGAAGUGUCAUUUGAUUUGGACAAAACGAAACAGAACUUGAGUUUGCUAGAACAGGCAAUAGCUCUGCAGGCAGAACAAGGUCAUGUCUUUCAUAGCACCUACAAAGAGCUGGACAGGUUCCUACUGGAGCAUCUUGCUGGUGAAAGAAGGCAAGCCAAAGUUGUUGAUCUUGGUGGUAGACCAAUCUACAACAACAAACACUUGCCUAGAUCUGAAAAGAGAGAGACAAAAUGUCCCAUUCCAGGAUGUGAUGGCACAGGGCAUGUGACUGGCUUGUAUCCACACCAUCGCAGUCUUUCUGGUUGUCCACAUAAAGUUAGAGUGCCACUUGAAAUCCUUGCCAUGCAUGAAAAUGUUCUAAAGUGCCCCACUCCUGGAUGUACAGGAAGAGGACAUGUAAAUAGCAACCGCAACACUCACAGAAGUCUUUCUGGUUGUCCAAUUGCUGCAGCUGAAAAAAUGGCAAUGUCUCAGGAAAAAAUUCAGCACGACUCUCCCAAAAUAGGGGAGUGCCAUGAUCAGGUCCACAGGACACACUUAGUGAAGCAGCUUGAGCUAUCUCAGUACCACUGCAGAUCUGCCCAACCAAUCCCUUCUCCCAGACCCACCUUUACAAGAGACCAAGAGAAGUGUGGGAAAGUACCAUUUGACUAUGCUAGCUUUGAUGCCCAAGUAUUUGGCAAACGAACAAUGAUGCCAACUGUGCAAGGCCAAAAACCUACGCAAUUCCUCGAAUCAAAGCAUUUUUCAAAUCCAGGAAAAUUUUCUCAUCGGCUGCCUAGUGCUAGCGCCCACACACAGAGCCCUUACCAUGCCAACUCUUAUGGCUACGGUCAAUGUAGUGAAGACACCCACAUAGCAGCAGCUGCUGCAAUCCUGAACCUUUCCACCCACUGCAGGGAAGCAGCAGAGAUCCUCUCCAACAAACCACAGAGUCUGUCUGCCAAGGGAGUUGAUAUAGAAGUGGAUGAAAAUGGCACCCUUGAUUUGAGCAUGAAAAAGAACAGAAACCAAGACAAGGCGACUCCUCUAACUUCUUCCAAUGCAAUGGUCCCCACUCCUUCCUCUUCUCCCUUCAAGACAGGCAGCAUUCUUGUAAAUGCCACCUUCUACCAGGCUUUAUGUGAAAAGGAAGGCUGGGAUACACCGAUCAACUAUAGCAGGAGCCAGGGAAGGAAAGAAGAGGAGAAAGAGAAAGAUCCUGUGAACUGUCCUGAAAGUCUGGAGGAUAAAAAAUUCUCAGGAGAUGUCUCUGUCCCUAGUCCAAAACUCAAGCUCCAUUCAAGAGAUCUCAAAAAGGAACUGAUCACGUGUCCUACACCAGGCUGUGAUGGCAGUGGUCAUGUGACAGGAAACUAUGCAUCGCACCGCAGUGUUUCUGGCUGUCCGUUAGCUGACAAGACAUUAAAAUCCUUGAUGGCUGCCAACUCUCAAGAACUUAAGUGUCCUACACCUGGAUGUGAUGGCUCUGGUCAUGUAACUGGAAACUAUGCCUCCCACAGAAGCUUGUCUGGUUGCCCCCGGGCGAGGAAAGGUGGUCUCAAAGUGACUCCCUCCAAGGAAGAAAAAGAAGACCCUGAACUUAAAUGUCCGGUGCUAGGCUGUGAUGGCCAAGGUCACAUAUCAGGUAAAUACACUUCUCAUCGCACUGCUUCGGGUUGUCCUAUGGCUGCCAAGAGACAGAAGGAGAGUCCUCCCAAUGGGUCUUCGCUGCCCUGGAAACUGAACAAGCAAGAGCUGCCACACUGUCCUUUGCCAGGCUGCAACGGGCUGGGUCAUGUUAAUAACGUUUUUGUCACCCACAGAAGUUUGUCUGGAUGUCCUCUGAAUGCACAAGCCUUAAAAAAGAGCAAAAUAACGGAGGAACUAAUGACCAUCAAGUUGAAAGCAAGUGGAGGUUUAGAGAAUGAGGAGGAAAUCAGACAUUUGGAUGAAGAAAUAAAAGAACUGAAUGAAUCCAACCUUAAAAUUGAAGCUGACAUGAUGAAACUUCAGACACAGGCCAAGAGCCCACUGCCAUGUAUCCAUCCUUCUGCUUCAUGGUUUCAGAUCACAUCUAUGGAAAGCAAUCUGAAAACAAUAGAAGAAGAGAACAAACUUAUAGAGCAGAACAACGAGAGCCUUCUAAAGGAGCUGGCUGGCCUAAGCCAAGCCCUCAUCUCCAGUCUUGCCGACAUUCAGCUUCCACAAAUGGGCCCAAUCAGCGAGCAGAAUUUUGAAGCAUAUGUCAAUACUCUCACAGAUAUGUACAGCAAUCUGGAACGGGACUAUUCACCAGACUGCAAGGCUCUGUUGGAAAGUAUCAAACAGGCAGUGAAGGGUAUCCAUGUGUAGGAUGAGGAAGCUGCUGGGCAACAGGAGUUACUUAGCAGCAGCAAACUCCCGAUGGAUGUCAAGAGCUCCUGGACUGCUUAGGAGUAUUGGUUGCUGUGCUGCAUUUAUAACUACAACAUUGCACUAUUUUUUUUCCAGCUGACAUAAAAAGGACAGAAAAGAUAACAGACUAUUAUAUUAACAGCAAUGACUCCUAUCAUAGAAUAUAUUUAUUUCGGUACAAAUCCUUUUCUGUUGUUGUUGUUGUUUUUGCACUCUCUUCAUUUUGUAAAGUGGAUGUAAAAAGUGUGUGUAACUAUUUUUUUACAUUUUUUUAUUUAUUUUCAAUCAAAGAGUUGUGGGUUUUUUUUUAAUCUUUUAACAACAUUUCUUGCGGCCUGCCAUAUUUUUACAAAUGUGUUUGUUAAUUUAUUUUCCAAUGAGAUUUUAAAUAGACUGAAAGUUAUAGUGUAAAUUAAAUAAUGUGCUGGGUUUGUACAGGAGGAAGAAGAAAAAAAUGAUGAAAGAAACAAAAUAACAGAACUGUGAUUCUAGUUUUAUUUUCACCACAUCCUGCUUUUUAUAAUGGCUUUUUUUAAUGAAUAAGAGAUGGUUUUGCAAUAGCUUGAGCUGUGAAGAACCAGGGAUGCAAAGCUGAAUGGUGCCCUCUCUUGGAGGAACAGAAGCUCUUCAAGCAUAGCAUACUGUGAGAGUUUGACUUUUUUUUAGCAAUAAUGAAAUAUAGCAAUCAGCAAAGCAUUGAACUUGGCUAUGUGAGUAAGCCUACACAAAGUGAUCAUUUGAAACCAUUCAAAGGAAGACCAGAAGUGACUGAAGGAUACGUAUUUCUUUUCCAUUCAUCGAAAAUAACUUUUUAACCCCUUAAAUGUGAUAGGCUUUGAAAUGACCUGUAGCUUUUUGGUACAGAGUCCUGUAAAAACAUUGGUCAGUUGACCAAUAUCAAUAUAAUUUCAUAUUGGAAAAAUUGCAUCCCAAGCUGAUGAUUUUGUAUAUACGAUUAAGCCAAGAAAACCUUCCCUGAAAUGACAGUUUUACUAGGAUGAAUGAGGGAAUCUGAGAAGCCUAAAGUUGCUAUUCUGCUUUGACACCGGGGAGCACAAGCCCCACUGAGAUGAACUGAGAUUGCACCACAGCAAUCAUGAUGACUGGACCUAUGAACUAUAGCAACGCAUUGACUGAUUUUACUCUGAGUAUACACGAAUGCUGUGAACACAAACACAUUUACUCUGAAGUGAGCUCCACUGAGAUUGAUAGGACUUAAUCUCUGAGAAAAUAGCCUCGUGCUAACAGCUCCAUUGGUGGAUUCCCAUCAUAAGUGUGGAGUUGUCUCUGAAGUGAAUGUGAAAGCCUCCACUUCUAGAAAAGAUCAGUGUUCAGAGUCCUGCUGUGGAGCUUUGAAUCAGGGUCCUGAAUCUGUUUCGUGCUGAAGUUACAGAAGGCUUCAGUGGAUUACCAUUUCUUAGGGAAAGGGUUCCAAGAGCCACAGGCCCUAUAACCCACACAAAAAGGAAUAUACACACAUGUUCCAAGUGUACCUCUUGGUACAUCUAUAUUCAGUCUCAGUUUAGUAGCAGCUAUAAACAGAGACCCUAUGUCUGUUUCAGGGAUUAUAAGUAAUAGAGCAUUUUGUUUCUGGAAUUUUAACAGUUUUUGUUUUUAAAGAUGUAUAAACAACCAGCUGAACUGCCUUUUUUUGUAUGCACAAACGUCUCACGCGCAUAUGUGCCUCAGUGUAAAAUGUAGACAUGAAUUACCGUGCGUUUAAUUUCUCUGUGCUACAAUGAAAAGUGUUUCUUUUUAUUUGCCUACUUGAUAUUUCAACUGGAUAUAUGACAGCAUUCAGAGGCUUGACUCAUACGAUUAUAUUCUCGUGUUCUCCUCCGAAGCUGCUUCUCCAAGAUCAUCCAACUUUCAUACACUGUGGUUGCUGUUCUGCAUUAGGUGGGGCUUGCUGUUGAUGUGAGGGGUUGAUUUGGCCCUCAGACUUUAGUUUAGACAGGAGAGAUGUAUGUUCUUAGAAGCUGUGUUUAUUUUUUAAAAGAAACACAAUUUGACAGAAACUACAAUAUGUGCUAAUAUGAAAUGGAACACCAAAUUUGCUAUUAAAUUAUUGUACUUGUUUUAAAAAGGACAUUUGCUAUACUUGUUUAAUGCAUACAAGAAAUGGGUUCACUCAUGACAGAGACUAAAAGUUAAUUUACUAAAUAUUUUAAGAAAUUUGUUAUAUAUUUUAUUUAAUUUAAAUUAAAGUAUCUCCUACUGGCCUAUCUAUUUAUUACUAUGAUUUACUAUGGCUUCAAGUUAAUCUGUGUUUGGAUUGUUUGCUCAGGAUGUAUCUUUGUAUUUAUUUGCCUCCUUUUGUACUUGACGUAUGUAAUGUGCACUGUGAUUCCCUUGCCCACCCCUUUUCUUUUCUUUCUCUUUCUUGGUUUCAUUUUAAUUUGCAUUGAUGAGCUAUCCUGUAAAUUAGACCUUUUGUAAAGAGCAAUGAUGUAUGCAUUUUUUUUUAUUUUGGAGUAGUUUGUAUACUGUUUCUUCAUACAAUUAAUAUUUCUUACAUCAAAGCAACAAAAUUGUGUUCUGUGCUGUACAUUUGGUGUAUGGUAGGAAAUAAAAUUGAUACUGAAACAGUU